UUUUGCUUCCAAAAAAUGGACUCAGAAAGACAGGGACAGCAUCACUUAGAAUGUCAAGCCUGCAGGGUGAUACCGAAAGGCCCCGUGCAAUGGUACUGCAAGGAACACAAAAUUGAUCUUUGCGACAAUUGCAAAAGCUCACAUGCAUCAAAACCUUGCGAGGUCGUGACCUACAAAGAAAAAUUCCAAGAACGUCUUAUGGAAAACCCAGUUAUGUCAAAGGAAGUUAAAUGCCCCUUGAGCUUUCUUAGAGACAUAGGAAUUGCCGGCAAAGACCAGUUCUGGCUUUUGAGCUCGAGGAGUGACACCAUCAAGCUUAUUGAUUCUAAUGGCAAAGAAAUCAAAAGUGUCAAGGCUUCUGCUCAACCAAUGCGAUUGGCUGUAUCACAUGACCAGAAGUCAGUUUUCUUUACCGUUCCCAGUGAAAAUCUUGUGAUGAAAAUGGACGCGAAAUCGGGAAAAAUCACUCGCUUGUUUUCAACUGGCGACUUUGAACCCAUAGGAAUAGGUUCAUGUAGAUCAGGCGAUCUUUUAGUUUGCCUGUAUAAUUCAAAAGACAUUUUCGGGAAAGUUGUCAAAUAUAGCCAAUCAGGUCAACCAAUUAUGGAAAUUGAACGAGACGGAAGCAAAAGGAGCAUCUACACAAAACCGCAUUACGUCAUCGAAAACAAAAAUGGCGGAAUUUGCGUUUCCGACUACAGUAAGCGUGAGGUUAUCCUGGUGGCCGCUAACGGAGAGUUUCAGUUUUCCUACGACGGAAAUAAAGCCAGGAAAGUCGUCGAGAAUUUCACCCCCGAGGGAAUCGCUACGGAUAGUCGGGGAAACUAUCUAGUGGCUGAUCAUUGGAACAACACCGUGCACAUCAUCAAGGAAAAUGGCGCCUUUGUCAGCUAUCUGCUUUUUGGGAAAAUCGAGGGUCCCACGGGGAUUACUGUUGACGACGAGGAUAAGCUCUGGGUGUGUGAGUUCGGUACAGAUGACGGCACUGUCAAGGUCAUAUCCUACCUUCAAUAACAUAAUUAUGACGGUAUCAAUAUUUUCAAGGUUCUGUCAUACCUUCAAUAACAUAUAACGAUAUUGUCAAGGUCAUGUCCUACCUUCAAUAAUGGCUAACUUUUACAUUUUAUAAUGCAUAUGUUUUAUUUGAAAUAACACAUUUAUUGUUUACUAAUAUAAUUUGUUUCAC
This is a messenger RNA of Magallana angulata, 1186 nucleotides long. Its product is annotated as tripartite motif-containing protein 3-like. The record is from RefSeq and is a predicted model, not a curated record. Lineage: Eukaryota; Metazoa; Mollusca; Bivalvia; Ostreida; Ostreidae. The transcript has a single exon. Bases 16 to 1014 code for a protein of 332 amino acids. Gene Ontology annotation, molecular function: protein binding.